AAAUAACAUGUCAUUCACUGUAAAAAUGAAACCCGAACGCAUCCUAUAGCUUGCAAACUUUUCUCCACCAAAUAUCUCAUAGUCAAAAAAUGUUGGGUACAUCGAGUGAGAUAACGCCUCCGUGAUUUUUAGCGUAUCUACAAAGUAUUCGAUGUUUUUACAGCUGUAGCUCACAUCAUCCUCCUGUACCAGGAAAUAGUCAAAGUUGUCGCGUUGCUGCAAAAAAUAUUCUCUGUGGCGGAUAGCCAAGUCACCUGCGGUUCCGAAAGCAUUUUUUGGGAGUUUUCGUCUGGAAUAAAACUUAACACUAUGGCUGAGUGCAGCUGGGUGUCUCUUGCAGGUGCGAAAACGAGAAGAAAUGCCUUCCAGCAACUUUGGUCGCAAGUCUUCGUACGAAAUUAGCACGACGUGAACGACAUAACCGUGCUCGCAUACUUCUGCAAAAUUGUCAAGAAGUUUAUCUAAAUACUUCAGGUGUUGACCAACGACACUCUCAGUCGUUACCGCUGCAAGGAUACUGGGAUUUCGUGGCGGCAGGCUAUAUUUGCGGACAGCUUGUUUACGCUCAAUAUUCAAACUGUCUAGACAAAGUAAGAUAAAGCUGACUGAUAACACGAUGACGUCACGCUUCAAAAGCAGUCGAGGACAGUGCAUAGAGCACGAUGGACGAACGCCAAACGAGCUUCCCCCUCUUUUUUUAGGCCGCUGCUACAAGCAAGCAGGUAGUAAGAAACCCGAAUACGCGCACAUGAACGCGCGCUCUUACUGGGUUCAUACGAAAUGAAAUAUGAGCGGAUUCGACAUAUAGAAGUUUACCUUAUUUUCACCCUGUAUGGUGAAAUGAAGUACGAAAGUACUUUCGUACGAAAGUACGAAAGUACGAAAGUACCUUCGAAGGUACUUUCGUACGAAAGUACUUUCGUACUUUCGAAAGUAGAGGGUUUUAGUUGCAAAAUCAAAAUCGGGUCUAAAAUCGGGUCUAAAAUCGGGUGGGNCAUACACCCGCCCGCGGACGUACACGAGAUCCUCACCGAGCGCGACGCGGAUGGGACGCUCGCGAAGUGCGUGUGGGAGAACAUCGUGUGA
Micromonas pusilla CCMP1545 is the source of this 1086-nucleotide messenger RNA. RefSeq lists its product as uncharacterized. The transcript is spliced from 2 exons. The record is from RefSeq and is a predicted model, not a curated record. NCBI's taxonomy places the organism in Eukaryota, Viridiplantae, Chlorophyta, Mamiellophyceae, Mamiellales, Mamiellaceae. Bases 781 to 1086 code for a protein of 101 amino acids.